Scomber japonicus (chub mackerel) is the source of this 1185-nucleotide messenger RNA. RefSeq names its product protein rapunzel-like. The transcript has 2 exons. The record is from RefSeq and is a predicted model, not a curated record. NCBI's taxonomy places the organism in Eukaryota, Metazoa, Chordata, Actinopteri, Scombriformes, Scombridae. The coding region runs from base 1 to 1185 and encodes 394 amino acids.
AUGACCAGUUCACUGGAGAGGGUUGUCGCCCAGAAGAAGGAGGCUAUCGAGGCAGUGAUGGAUAUGUUCGAGAGGGGGGCCGAGGUGUUGGCCAGUGCUGUGGGGGAGCUCUUCCCCCUCUGUGAGGCUGCCGCUCCGGUUCUACGACUGGCCUUAGACAACGUCCAAAGCAAAGAGGUCUUCUAUGUCAAAGAGCAAUUCCUGACGGUGAGGAACAAACUUGACGUGCUCUCGACCCAACUGGAAGACAUCGACUGCGAGAUCAAAAAGGGGAGACUGGACUCCCAGUACUUUGCUGUAGAGGAGAACAUCAGGAAUCAGUUUAGGAAAUAUGUGGACAUCAUAGAGGCAAAACAGCAGUUCCGGGAGGUGAAGACUCGGCUUUUUCUGGAGCAUUUCACUAAAACUGGAGGAGAUAAGAACCUGUUUGUGCUGUAUGAUGCUCUGAUGGGGAAGAACAGCUUUGGAGAGUCAGUUUUAGAGCUGGUAGAAAGGUAUGUUGCAAGGAACCGCCGUCUUCUGGAAGAUUUCUGUGUCCGGAUGAAGGAGCUCUUCUGCUUGGGCCUGAUUGCUCUCCUGGGCCACUGUGCCUUAACCCAGGGCCAAGAGGAAGAACAAGACAAAAUCCAAGAGUGGAGCAGCAAAAUUGAAGAAGUAGAGUCCAAGAUGAAGACAACCAUUGAGUCCUGUGUCGCUGCUUUUCCAGAGCAAGCAAAACUAGAUGCCCAGCGAAUCCUGCAAGAAAAGGAAGAAGAGAACCUGCAAGAUGCAACUGAGCAGCUCUUAGAGUUCUUGGUGAAAAAGUAUGAUUGGGUCAGCUGGUCAGUGCGGCUGAUCAACCACUCAGGGAGCACCUACCGGAACUGGCGGGCAGGAGAACAUUUUCACCACGUGGCUGGAAAGAACUGGUUUGAGGUGCUCCAGGUGAACAACAUCAACCUGGUGGUGUCACACAGCAUCAAACCCCAGCCAGUGCCGCGUGACUGCAUUCGGCAGGUGAUGGAGGGCCAGGGAAAGAAAGGCAAUGCUCCAGCUGUGGUGGAGGUGCUGGAGAAGCAGCUGACUGGGUUUGUUGUUCACGCCGUGAGUCGCCACAAGGAGUCUGCAGCUGCAUGGAGCUUUCCGGAAGACUGUCACUACUGGGAGAGACACAAGAAUGUGGCAGUGUGUGUGCACUCGGAGUGA